CGCGACCUUUCUCCUGCAUCGGCGGUGACGCGGCGGCCGCGCGCGCCCCCUCCCCUGCCCGCGCGCGGCGAAGAUGGCGGCGCUGAGCAAGUCCAUCCCCCACAGCUGCUACGAGAUCGGGCACACCUGGCACCCCCGCUGCUCCUGGGCCGUCCUGCACGUCACGCAGGGGGCCCUGGCCGAGUCCCUCCGCAUCUACGGCACCCUCUACCUGAUUGCAGCUAUUCUCAGGAAACGAAAACUUGACUAUUAUUUGUACAAACUCCUACCUGAGAUCUUGCAAUCAAGUUCCUUUCUGACAGCAAAUGGGACCUUGUAUAUUGCUUGCUUUUGCAUUCUAAGGAAGAUACUUGGAAAAUUCUACUUUUGGUCUCCUGGCUUUGGUGCUGCUUUACCUGCUUCGUACAUGGCAAUUCUCAUUGAGAGGAAAAGCAGGAGAGGUCUCCUCACAAUUUACAUGGCAAAUCAAGCUACAGAAACGCUGUUCCGAAUGGCAGUAGCAAGAGGAGCUAUUACACCUUUAAGACAUGGAGAAGUCCUUUUGUUCUGCAUCACAGCUGCUCUGUUCAUGUUCUUUUUCAGGUGCAAAGAUGGCUUGAAAGGAUUUACAUACUCUGCACUGAAGUUCAUUGUAGGGAAAGAAGAAAUCCCUACUCAUUCAUUUUCACCUGAAGCAGCAUUUUCAAAGACAGAUCGAAAGAUAAAGCAUUGUGAAAAAGCAUCACAGCCAAUGAACAUACUGGCUCUAACCAAAAAGCUUGUGGACAAAGUGUGCAAACAUGGCCCGAGGCACAGAUGCUGUAAACACUAUGGAGAUAAUUGCAUCUCAUAUUGUAUUAAAGGCUUUGUUAGGAUGUUUAGCAUUGGUUACCUGAUCCAGUGUUGCCUUCGGAUCCCAUCUGCCUUCCGGCACCUGUUUACAAAACCAUCCCAGCUACUUUCCCUCUUCUACAACAAGGAAAAUUUCCAACUUGGAGCUUUUCUUGGAUCUUUUGUCAGUAUAUACAAAGGUACUAGUUGCUUCCUGCGCUGGGUACGGAAUCUAGAUGAUGAACUUCAUGCACUUGUAGCUGGGUGUCUAGCAGGAAUUUCUAUGAUGUUUUACAAAAGUACUACUAUCUCUAUGUAUCUGAUGUCCAAAUUAGUAGAGACUAUAUACUUCAAAGGCAUUGAAGCAGGGAAGGUUCCCUAUUUUCCUCAUGCAGACAGCAUCAUCUAUGCCAUUUCUACAUCAAUAUGCUUUCAGGCAGCUGUCAUGGAAGUGCAGAACUUGAGACCUUCGUACUGGAAAUUUCUUUUACGACUAACAAAGGGCAGGUUUGCUCUCAUGAACAGGAAAGCUUUAGAUGUAUUUGGUACUGAAGCAUCUAAGAACUUCAAGGAUUUCACACCUAAGCUUGACCCAAGAUACACGGUUGUACCACCAGAGCUACCACUGGAGCUGUCCUGAGAGCCAAUAGUAUAUCUUGUCGUUCAGUGUGAUCAACAUUUUGUCCUGAGGAGUUAAUUAACAGUCGUAGAGAUGGAGGAGGGCUUGGGCUCCACUUCAGUAUUAUUUCAAUGAGAAAUGCUUUUUACAGAUCAAAAGUACUGAAGCUUUGCAGGAAGAUGUGGCUUAGUGAUUAAGCUCCUUCCAUAAGCAGAAAAUAUUUCUGGAUUACUGUAGUUUGUUGGCAGUAUGAUAGAUUCCUGAAUGAAUUAAACAAAUGAGUAAUAUAUUUAGAAAAGAUAGGCGUAAUAAUUUCACAAAUUCUGUAGUUCAUACCAGUAGAAUAUUCCUUGGUAAAACUAAAAGUAAUUCUUCAUUUACAAAGGAAGACAAAUGGCAUAGUUUAGGUCCAAAAUUGUACCUGUUCUUUAAACUUCUGCAGUCAGGUGAAAACACCCCCUUGGCUUUCUGAAUUGCAUCCCUGAUUUAUCUCAAAAGAGCCCCUGCCCACUCAUUAUUUCAAAUUACCAUAUUUUUCAACAGCUGUGGUUGCAAAAUGAGGCAUUCCUGAGAAAAAGAGAGUGUAUAUGAAUUCAGAAAUCACAUUCCAGGGCUGUAAAUCCCGCUGACAAUAUGGAGAACAGACAAGGGAAAGAAGGAGGCGGUCCCGGUGACUGCGGCGCCGUGGGGAGCAGCGGGGUGUGGCAGUCAGGAGCUGCCAAGUGGAAAAUGACAAAACCAGCAGAGGAAGGAAUGAAACGUUCCAGCCUCUGAAUUGGUGCUGGAAACAGCAGACAGUUACAAAAAUAAAAAAAAAGCCAAGAACUAAACAAAACAAAAAUCCCCCAAAAUAUACUGAAAUUCAAUGUUUAUUUUUAAAGGGCUUGAGAUGGUCGCUUUAGAUCACAUCGGCUUGUUUGUCAGGCUGAGGCACCAGCCAGCAUUUCAAGCAUUUCUUUAAGAGAACUGACCCCUGGAGGUUAGACUGUUACAAAAUAACAGUUUUCAAGAUCGUAUUAAUAGUAUUUUUCCUUGUGCUUGGGGAAAAGUGGUUUUCCAUCAGCCACGACUGGUACAUUUACAUUCAAUUGCGGAUGGUACUCAGUGCAGAAAAACUGCCUACACGAAUUCAGUCUCAUUUUUACCCUGUGUGUUUCUGCAGGUAGUAGUUGGUGUUCUAAAGCAAGACCUUGGCACGCUGAUUGCUGCUUUUUUUUCCUGCCUUUUGGGACUUUUUAAAAUUAGAAUCCGUUCAGGUGAUGCUGAAUGGUGUUUGUUACCCUAGAGCUGAAUGAAAAGACAAAUUAGGUUAAUGUUCAACUGAGAAGAGACAAGGUAAGCCAGGGACUGGACAUUGCACUAGGUUGUUUGCAUUUUGAAAAGAAAAAGAAACAGAAAUCAGUAUUUUAUUUGGAGUCUGUGUCAGAUAAUAUGAAUUGAAUUAAUUAAUAGAAACUUUGUCUUGUAACACUGUAAUCCUGCUUUAGCCUUAAGCAUAUUUUAAUUCCCAUUAGUUUAACUUCCUGUUGCUGAAUAUGCAGUUAUUUUAUCAAAUUUACAGAAAUGUCAUGAAAAUUCUACCAAUCUUGCACAAAAUCUGCUUCUUCAUCAGCUACAGUAACAGAGAUUCUUUAUCACUGUUACUAAAGGUGCUUCAUCCUUUAAAUCCAUGGUUGUCCAAGUUAGUGUGAAUAAAGUUCUGCAGGCUAGUUUGUAUGCAAUAUUUUAUUGCUUGAAAUAUUAUAUUAAAAUUCCUCAAAAGGAAAUGAAAGUUAAUUCAACAGGAACUUUAAAAAGAUUGUAAUAGUUUUGUCAUGUUUUUCCACUGGAAUAUGGUCUAAAAUAUUUGACCUUGUAAAGUCUGAGAAGUUAUAUAUUUUAGGUAAUAUGCUAGAACUCACACUAUAUUAUGAAUACUUUCUAGUGUAACUCUAUACCAUUCUCAAAAAAAGUUAUUUUAUCAAUUCAUUUUCUUCACUGGAAUGACAGCUGUGAUUGUUUCUCUAUUUGAGGUUAAAAAAAAAAAAAUCCAAGUACUACAUCUCAGCAGCUAAAAACCAAUUUUGUCUAUGUUUUCUUGCUUCCAAAAUUCACAGUCCUUGUUUCGAGGGUUUUUUUCAUAUAAUAUAAUAAAAAAAAUUAAAAAAAUAAAUUAUUUUUAUUCAAAUCAAUUAUAUGUAAGAGAAAAAAAAUAAAAGUCCUAAUGUUUUCCCCAAUAAUAAAGAGUUGCUGCUUGAAAAAGUG
Messenger RNA from Apus apus (common swift), 3673 nucleotides. RefSeq names its product transmembrane protein 135 (gene TMEM135). Bases 74 to 1450 code for a protein of 458 amino acids. The transcript is spliced from 15 exons. The record is from RefSeq and is a predicted model, not a curated record. NCBI's taxonomy places the organism in Eukaryota, Metazoa, Chordata, Aves, Apodiformes, Apodidae.